AAUUUCUAACACAGACUACACACUUAUUGCAGCAGCAAUUCUACAACUACGAAGUUACGUUUACCCAUAUCAGUUCUACAAAAUGACCAAAACACCCUCCUAUCUAAUAUGCAAAUCCACUCAUUCCCUACCAAACUUAAGCCCAUUUCCGUCCAUCUAAAAGUUCACCUCACACUCCCCAAUUCCUCUCUCACUCAUUUCCACUCACUGUCCAAAACCAAACCAAAAAAACAAAGAGAGAGUUUCGAAUUUUAGAGAGAGAGAAAGAGAGAGUGAGAGAAAGAGAGAACGUUUGGUUUAGAGAGAGAGAAUGGACGGUAGUCCUUAUAGAGCAGAGGCGGAGCGGUGGCUAAGCAUAGCAGAGAGGCUCUUAACGGCGCGUGAUCUACACGCGGCUAAAAGCUUUGCGAUCAGAGCGCGUGACACUGAGCCCAGGUUCAGGAUCGAGUUGGCUGAGCAAAUUAUUGCCGUGGCCGACACGGUCUUAGCCGGCGAGUCACGGAUCGCUAAUGGUCUGUACGAUUGCUACGGGAUACUUCAACUCGCUCGCUUGACUCAGAACCUCGAGCUCAUCGCCGCUCGGUAUCGGCAGCUCGCUUUGCUGCUCAACCCUGACCGGAACCGCCUUGCCUUCGCCGAUCAUGCUUUUAGGCUCGUCUCCGAGGCUUGGUCUGUGCUUUCGAACUCGUCGAAGAAAGCUGAGUACGAUCACGCGCUCAUUAUCAUCUCUCACUCCGCCGCGUCGGCCUCCGGCUCGACUCAGCAACUCCAUUUCCACCCUCAGCCGCAACAACCGCCGCCUCCGCCGCCGCUUCAGCCGCAAGCGGUGAGGAGAAGCCCUAGAACGAAAGACGGAAGGUUGAUAGUUGACGAAGAAAGACCGAUUUUCCACAAUGUCCCCGAGUCAACUCGGCAUAGUGAACCGACUCGGGCGCAACCUCCUCCGCCUCAGCCGCCACGUCAGCCUUCUCCUUCCCCACCUCCGCCUCCGCCUCAGCCUCAGGCUCCGGCUCGGGCCGAGUCGGAAACGGAAUCGGAAUCGGGGAGUUUCUGGACGGCGUGUCCGUACUGUUACUUGCUCUUCGAGUACCCUAGGGUUUACGAAGAGUGUAGCCUUCGGUGCCAGAACUGUAAGAGAGCUUUCCAAGCGGUGGUGAUACCGUCACCGCCUGUGACGAGUGACAUUGAUAAAGACAAAGAGAAUUACUACUACUGUUGGGGUUUUUUCCCAUUGGGUUUCUCUGAUAAAGGCACAGGCGGGUCAGGUAAGUGGUCACCGAUUACUCCUAUGUUCACUUGUUCUUUAGAAGAAGCAACUGGUAUUAAGACCCCAGCGAAACGGAAGCAGCCUACUAAGACUGGGCCAUGGGUUUAUUACGACGACCAGGAAGGUUUCGUUGCGAUAUCUGAUUCGAGUGAUGAUAAUCAGGAUGAUGAUGAUGAUGAUGAUGAUGAUGAGUGGCAGACUAGUAGGAGGAAGAGGAGAUCAAAAAGAAGAGCCUCGGCUGCGGCCGCGAGGGCCAUUAGAACUUCGAAAAAAGUGCAGCAUGAGAGAGUAAAGAAGGCGAGUGGUGGUGGGGAGGUUUCGAAUAAUGUGAGUGUCACAGCGGAUGGUGGUAGUGGAGGUAGUGGAGGUGGAGGUGGUGGUGGUGGUGUUGGUGGUGGUGGUGGUGGCGGGGGCGGCGGUGGGUUGAAGGGGGAGUCGAGUAAAGGGAAGAAGACAGCCGUAGUGGGUAGUGGUACGAGGAGGAGGGCGGGGGCCACAGAGUUGGGAAAGUUGGAUUUGAAUGUGGAGUUUAGUAAUGAGGUGGAGGAGCCGGCUGCAGCCGGGGUUAGUGAAGGGAAUGGGGCAGGGCAUGGAGUGGAGGAUAACAUUGAAGGGAUUGGAUUUUUCGAGGGUCUCGAUGAGUUUUUGAGUAGCUUGCCUAUUCUUAAAGGUUAAGGCGUACUAGGUACUCGGUGAAGUAAGACUCGAUCCUUUCCUUGUUGUGGUUGUUAAUGUUAAUGUUGCUGCUGUUGUAGCUUCUUGUUGUUGUUGUGCUUUAUUAUGCUAUGUAAAAGUAUAUUAUGUAGAUGUUCUCUGCAUUUUGUUCAA
Quercus robur (English oak) is the source of this 2095-nucleotide messenger RNA. RefSeq lists its product as uncharacterized. NCBI's taxonomy places the organism in Eukaryota, Viridiplantae, Streptophyta, Magnoliopsida, Fagales, Fagaceae. The record is from RefSeq and is a predicted model, not a curated record. The transcript has a single exon. The coding region runs from base 311 to 1942 and encodes 543 amino acids.